Messenger RNA from Benincasa hispida (wax gourd), 1560 nucleotides. RefSeq names its product heavy metal-associated isoprenylated plant protein 39-like. NCBI's taxonomy places the organism in Eukaryota, Viridiplantae, Streptophyta, Magnoliopsida, Cucurbitales, Cucurbitaceae. Gene Ontology annotation, molecular function: metal ion binding. The record is from RefSeq and is a predicted model, not a curated record.
CUCUUCUCCCUCUCUUUCUCUCCUUUAUAUAUUGAAAAGUAUUUCAAGUUGUGUGUACCUAGAAAUUAAAUCCACCUUGUUCAUCUUUUGUAAUAACUCUCUCCACUCUUUGCUUCAUUUCUUUUUCUCUUUUUAUUUUCAUUCUAAGCCCUUGAUAAUCCAUCUUCCAUCCCACAAAACCCUAAAACACAACAUGGUCAUGAAAGUAGUUCUAAAAGUGGAGGUACAAGAUGGAAAAGCCAAGCAGAAGGCUAUGAAAGCAGUUUCCACCCUUCCAGGGAUAAAUUCGAUAAUGAUGGAUAUGAAGGAGAGGAAGAUGACAGUAAUUGGAGAAGUAGACCCAGUUGAAGUAGUUGAAAAACUGAAAAAGUUUUGGUUUGCUGAGAUUCUCACAGUUGGACCAGAGAAUCAAGAUAUAAAAAAACCACCACCACCACCUUGCAUUCCAUAUCCAUAUUAUUAUCCCACUUACUAUAUUAUGCAAGAAGAAAACCCAAAUCCUUGUGUUCUGUGUUAAUCCAUUAUUAUUAGAUUCGUUUCGAUAACUAUUUUCUUCUUAAAUUUUCAUGUUUCAAAUUUUUCUUUGUUUUUCUCACCAUUUCCGUUUGUUUUUAAAACACAAAAAAAAUUUAACAAUCAUUGUUCUUUUAGUUCUUAAAAUUAGUUUUGUAAUUUGGAACAUAUUGUUCCAAAAUACAAGACUAGUAUAUUUUAUGGGUUCAAUUUUCAAAAAUAAAAAAUGAAAUAGUUAUCAAAUUGGAUCUGAACCGUUAUUUGUGAAAAAAAAAGAGUCACAUCUCACUUUGGACGUAUUUGGAUUAUUCCCUGUAUGUAUUUUGUUUGUAAGUGUCGUGUGAAUUUGUUUUACUUUGGUAUAUUUUGACUGAUGAUGCUUAUCAGAGCUAUCCAUUUUCAUUAAAUACAUUAUUGAGAGGAAAUGAGUUGAGUGUUGAUUAAUUUAUUUAAGUAAACUAAGAUAUAUGCCCAAGAAAAACACAAAAAUUAAAAUUAAUCAUAUUAAGAGAGGACAUGAAAACAACAGCUCAACGUUUUUAUUUGAAGGGAAUAAAAAUUUAAACUUGAGUUGCAAUCGACUUGACUUUAAUUUAUUUUACGAGUGAAUUAAUUUAGAUUAUUUGAUAAUGAUUUACAUCUUUUAAUUUGUACUCUACUAUAUUCGAAAUAAAAUUGUUAUUCUUCCAAAAUUAUUUUAACAAGGUAGUUAAAAAAAUUAUAAUAUAAUUCCUUAUUCCUUCCUAGAUAAGUUGGAAAAAUGGAAAAAGAUGAAGAAAGAAAAAACAAUUUAUGCAUAUUAGGUUAAUUAUUGCAUUUUAAAGAGAAGUGUUAUACACUUGAAUAUUAUAUGCAUUAGUGGUUUAAUUUUAAAAUGGAAUCCUAUCAAAGAGUGUAAGUUAUCCAUUUGUUAAAGCUUAGAGUGUUAAUUGAAGAUUAUUAGUGUGAGAUCUUAAGUGAUAUAUAAAUUCAUUUUUACCCCCUUUUUUCAUUGUACAAUUUGUUUUCUGAAAACUGUUUUUACAUACUCUGUUGAACAAUUUUUUG